GAUAUGGAAGAAGUUAUAAAAAAUACAAAAAAAAGUUCAAAGAAAAAACAACAAAAUGAAAAAGAAGAAACAAAUCAAAGUCAAGAUACGAUAACGAGCAAAGAACCCACGGAGACAAAAGAUCCGGUUCCAACCCCUUUAUUAGCACGAACGCAAGCCGAAAAACAAUUUCGUGAUUUUUAUAUGAAUCGAAUUACUAAAGCUUUUGGUGAAGAUUUAGAUAAAUUGAGAAAGAAG
Molecule: messenger RNA, 237 nt
Organism: Funneliformis caledonium
Lineage: Eukaryota; Fungi; Glomeromycota; Glomeromycetes; Glomerales; Glomeraceae
Source: the annotation of a GenBank genome assembly